AUGGCGGCUAUCGUUCGGAGUGUGUCGUCUAUAUGCAGUUUGAGGAAUCUCUUCUCAAGGCUUAGUGUGCAUUCAGCCAAACAUGUUCCUGCUCAAUCCUUGUCUCCUUGGUUCUUGUCUUCACAACGCAAUUACCAUUUAACCUCUGUCAACAGCAAGAAUAAGUGGGAAGGCUAUAAUAAAAUCAUAUAUCCACCCACAAAGCCUGGAGAGCCAGAGAGGCCAGCUGAAAUUACACAUGUACGGAAAAAUAUCAAAUACAGUCCUUUAAAGUUAUGGUAUAUUGCUUGCAUGAUCCGAGGGAUGACCAUUGAUGAAGCCCUAAAACAGUUGUCAUUCUACAAGAGAAAAGGAGCUGUGGCAGUUAAAGAAGUGCUGUUGGAAGCCCAAGAAAUGGCUGUAAAUGAACAUGGAGUGGAAUUUAAAUCAAAUCUUUGGAUAUCCGAAGCAAAUUCUGUGAAAGGUGUUGUCGUAAAGGGACUCCGUAAACAUCGAGGACCGCGAUAUGGCAUUGUCCAUUACAAGUAUUCUCAUUUUUAUGUCCGGCUGAGAGAAGGGUCUCCUCCCAAACAUUAUUAUCCCCCACAAAUGACUGGAAACGAGAAGUUACACGAAUACUUAGAAAAUCAAAGAAGCCGACGGAUUGUUUUCUCUCUUUGA
Molecule: messenger RNA, 660 nt
Organism: Acanthosepion pharaonis
Lineage: Eukaryota; Metazoa; Mollusca; Cephalopoda; Sepiida; Sepiidae
Source: the annotation of a GenBank genome assembly